GUCUUUAGACACUAUUGCACUCUGUCAAAAUUUGAUUACACGUUACAUCCGGUCUGUCUCAUCUCGCUAGCAGUCAUGGCUGCGUUUGGUGAAAUGGGCGUUAUGCCAGAAAUCGCGCAAGCAGUUGAGGAGUUGGAUUGGCUCCUCCCGACUGACAUCCAGGCGGAGUCUAUUCCAUUAAUUCUUGGAGGAGGAGACGUCCUUAUGGCGGCUGAAACAGGCAGCGGCAAAACUGGUGCCUUCAGCAUCCCUCUGAUCCAGAUUGUGUAUGAGACCAUGAAGGACCAGCAGGAAGGGAAGAAGGGCCGAGCCGCCGUCAAGACUGGGGGUGCAGUGUUCAGUAAAUGGCAGAUGAACCCUUAUGACAGAAGCACAGCUUUUGCUAUCGGUCCAGAUGGUAUGUGUUGCCAGAGCCGUGAGUUCAAGGAAUGGCACGGCUGUCGUUCAACCCAGGGCGUCACUAAAGGGAAGUACUACUACGAGGUGUCUUGUCAUGAUCAGGGGCUGUGCAGAGUUGGCUGGUCAACAAGUCAGGCUGCACUGGAUUUAGGUACUGAUAAAUAUGGCUUUGGCUUUGGAGGGACCGGGAAGAAAUCCAACAACAAGCAGUUUGACAGCUAUGGAGAGGAGUUCACAAUGCACGAUACUAUUGGAUGUUACUUGGAUCUAGACAAAUCUCAGAUGUCCUUCUCUAAGAAUGGUAUUGACCUGGGCCUGGCCUUCACCAUCCCAGCACAGCUAAAAGGCCAGGCAUUCUUUGCUUCCUGUGUUCUCAAGAAUGCCGAGUUGAAGUUUAACUUUGGAGGCGAGAGCUUCAAGAACAAGCCUGCUGAGGGCUUUGUAGCUCUGGAUCAAGCACCUGAGGGACACGCGGUCAAAUCCAGCCAGACAGGGAGCGCAAAAGUAAGCCAGGUGAAGGUUAUGAAUAACGCCCCUAAGGCUAUCAUCAUUGAGCCGUCUAAAGAGUUGGCUGAGCAGACCCACCGCGUGGUCAACCAGUUCAAGAAGAAUGUGGACAACCCCAAAGUGAGGGAUCUGCUGGUGAUUGGUGGAGUGGCAGCUAAAGAGCAGCUCUCCGUGCUGGAGCAGGGGGUGGAUAUCGUAGUGGGCACGCCAGGAAGGAUGGAGGAUCUCAUCUCUACAGGGAAGCUCAACCUCUCCCAAGUCCGCUUCUUUGUGCUAGACGAGUGUGAUGGUCUUCUGUCGGCGGGCUACACAGACUUCAUCAUGAAGAUCUACAACCAGAUCCCCCAGGUCACCUCUGAUGGGAAGAGGCUUCAGGUGAUUGUUUGCUCUGCGACGCUGCACUCGUUUGACGUGAAGAAGCUGUCUGAGAAGAUCAUGCACUUCCCCACCUGGGUGGACCUGAAGGGAGAGGACUCUGUCCCUGAGACCGUCCAUCACGUGGUGGUCCCCGUUAACCCCAAAUCUGACCGCCUCUGGGAGAAGCUGGGCAAGAACCACAUCAGGACUGACGAGGUUCAUGCCAAGGACAACACACGACCAGGAGCCAACAGCCCAGAGAUGUAUUCAGAGGCCAUUAAGAUCCUGAAGGGGGAAUACACAAUCCGUGCCAUCAAGGAGCACAAGAUGGACCAGGCCAUCAUCUUCUGCAGGACCAAGAUCGACUGCGACAACAUGGAACAGUACUUUGUCCAACAGGGGGGAGGACCAGAUAAAAAAGGCCACCAGUUGUCCUGUGUCUGUCUCCAUGGUGACCGCAAGCCAAAUGAACGCAAGAGCAACCUGGAGCGAUUCAAGAAACAGGAAGUGAAGUUCCUGAUCUGUACAGAUGUGGCAGCUAGAGGCAUCGACAUCCACGGUGUGCCCUACGUGAUCAAUGUCACCCUGCCUGAUGAGAAACAGAAUUACGUUCACCGCAUUGGCAGAGUGGGUCGAGCUGAGAGGAUGGGGUUGGCCAUCUCUCUGGUUGCCAUGGAGAAGGAGAAGGUGUGGUACCACGUGUGUGCGAACCGAGGAAGAGGAUGCUACAACACCAGGCUGAAGGAGGAUGGAGGAUGCACCAUCUGGUACAAUGAGAAGCAGCUGUUGUCUGAGGUCGAGGAGCAUCUGAACUGCAUCAUCACACAGUGUGAGCCUGACCUCAAAGUUCCCGUGGACGAGUUUGACGGCAAGGUGACCUACGGCCAGCGCAGAGCAACAGGAGGUGGUAGCUAUAAGGGUCAUGUGGAUAUCCUGGCUCCAACUGUGCAGGAGUUGGCCAACCUGGAGAGAGAGGCUCAGACAUCCUUCUUACACCUGGGAUACCUGCCCAACCAGCUGUUCAAAGCCUUCUAAACACACACACAGACACACAUACAGACACACACUCACACACACACACACACACACACACAGAGACACACAUACAGACACAUAGUGAGAGAGAGUCUCUGCCCACCCAGCUGUUCAAAGCCUUCUAACACACACACACACAGACACACACACACACACACACAUAAACACACACACACAUACAGGGUCGCUGCCCAACUUGCUGUUCAAAGUCUCCUAUGACCAACAGACAGACGCGCACACACACACACACACACACACACACACACACACACACACACACAAAUAAAUCCCUCGGGUCCCUGCCCAGACAGCUGUUCAAAAACACAAAUAAACACAUACACACACCUGGGACACCUGUUCAAACAGCAGCUGUUCAAAACUAACACACACACUUUGAGGAUCUCUGCCCAAUCAGCUGUUCAGAGUGUUCAAAGCGUGUCUGCCUCAGAAUACACAUACCAACUUGAACAACUGUUCCAAUCUUACACACACACACACACACACACACACACACACGAACAGCUGCGUGUGUAUCCAGUAGCUCAAAGCUCCUGAUCUCCUCAAGUGACCAUGACAAUGUUGGUGAUACACAGCCCCACAUUGCAGUCACCCCCUAAUAGGCGUGCUCUCUCUCUCUCAAAGCAACCGCUAACGUACCCCUCUGUCCAUCAGUAGAGAAAGUCACGAGAGAACCUUCAGAAUCUUCUGUUUACUGAAAUAAAUAACCCCGACUGAAGAGCAAAGACAAGACAGCACAUGAUGGGGUAGACAGGGAUGUUUUUUUUCUUCUUCUCUUUAAGUUUAUUUUUUCUGUCCUUCAAAAGGAUGAAGAUAUUCUUGAGUUGUGCUUAAUGGCUUUUGUUCCACGUAAUAAAGCUAUAGUGUGAAUGCCA
Messenger RNA from Alosa sapidissima (American shad), 3191 nucleotides. RefSeq names its product DEAD (Asp-Glu-Ala-Asp) box helicase 1 (gene ddx1). Gene Ontology annotation, molecular function: ATP binding; RNA helicase activity; nucleic acid binding. The record is from RefSeq and is a predicted model, not a curated record. NCBI's taxonomy places the organism in Eukaryota, Metazoa, Chordata, Actinopteri, Clupeiformes, Clupeidae. The coding region runs from base 76 to 2298 and encodes 740 amino acids. The transcript has 26 exons.